Molecule: messenger RNA, 6031 nt
Organism: Dinoponera quadriceps
Lineage: Eukaryota; Metazoa; Arthropoda; Insecta; Hymenoptera; Formicidae
Exons: 15
Coding region: 5-3886 (1293 amino acids)
Source: RefSeq, a predicted model, not a curated record
GUCAAUGGUGCUGAAUGGCAGUCAAUGGCGUACAAUAGACGCACCUGUGUCGAUGCGUCAAAGGAAUCUCGCGUGCUAUAUCGGACAACGCCGCCCGGGAGUCGCGCUAUGCGCUCGUAGGAGUGGCUCUUGCGAAUCAAUUGACGAGAAAUUCGCAGCGAACAUGGAAGUGACGGGCACGUCCAGGGUGGCUGACACUCGUCUCUCGACAGCAGAUUCGAGUGCCGGCGAUGCUAAUUCAGGGCUCAACAACGACUUCCCGGGGAGCGAAGAGCUGUCGCGCGCCGAUGAUGUAACGGCUGGCAACGAGGAAGUUACCGAUGCGUUAGCAACGAACCACGAUUCUGCCCCCGACAACGCGACGAGAGAAAAGCGAAGUAAAUGCGCCGAUUCGUCGCACAGUCCGCAGCAAACAUCGGAGGAUCACAAGACUGAAUCGUCAGAGGGAACAACGGAGCGUGUCAUCAGUCCUCAUGCAUCACAGACCUCAUUGGCCUUCACCAUCGAUUUCGGUAACAGCAAGGAAGUGGACACGGCUAAGUAUCAAAACCUGUUCGAGAGAUACAACGCCAGGCAUAGGCGGAAUCUCUCCACGUCCAAGGUAGAAGUAAAAUCAAAGAAGCCAAGCAAUUUACUGUCCCCAAACUUGGUGCAGAAGCAGAAAGUUCCUAGCACUCAUUCAGAGGGUUACUUUAGUAGCGAGGAUGAUACAAAGCGGAAAAUUGACCAAUUAUCGGAAAGACUUAAACAAUUAGGUGUCAAAGUUCCAUCGAAAGCACAUUCUAGCACAAAGAAGUCCACGAGUGAAGACUUAGAUACCUAUCAUCAGAAUAAACAAUGUCUAAUGACAAGAUCCUGCGACGAUGAGUUGCGGCACAAUAAAUCGUUUCAUCAGGGCCUCCCGCUAGAGCUUGAACACUCGAUCGAAGCCAAUGAGAACGUAUACUGGACGUCUCCGAAAUCCUCAACGAUAAACGACUUGAGUCGUGUACAGAUCAAUAAUUACGACGACGACGAAAACGAGAAGCUGUACACGAAGAAUAUAGAAUACAUUGAUGUCGAUCACGAGUGUAAGGAAGUAAACGAUUUUGAGGACGUGUCUUUUGCAGUCACUAACAAAGUGUCAAACAUGAAUUACAUCACUGACGACUUGAACAUCAAGAAUACGAGCGGAAGGGAGAACAGUUUGUCGAGCGUUAGUUAUGCGAUGGAUUUGAAGGUAGGAGAAGCUGAUCUAGAUGUAUUUAACGUCAGUAAUGUCGAUGCCGGUUCGGACGGUGCGGUGAGCGAAGCCGGUACCUACACGAUUCACAAAGAUUACACCGACGAAGAGAAAGCGAGGAUGGACAUCGACAAAGUCUUCAGUGUUGGCGUUUUGACCGAGGAUGAGAGCAACGAAGCGUACGUCCACAAUUUUAAGAUGAGUAUCUCUCGCGAUAACAAUGCGUGGAUAUCGGAAUGGGCUACACAAGUAGCGGAGCAUAACUCGCUACCUCCGAUAAUAGGCGGCUCAACAGGACGCACACCGCCUCUCAGCCCUACCAAGAUUCCAUCUCCGAUCCAUAGCAGAUCUCAGCGAAUGUCGCGCAAUCGUUAUGAACAAUCCGACAGUAAUCCGGACACCGAUACGUAUGUACGAAUAAAAGAGAGGAUCGGUAUGGUCUCGAGUCAGCAACAGAUCAUAGACUCCGGCGGUGAGUCCGACGAUGAUACCAGUAAUAGUUACAACACGCCGCCUAACAGCUCGCAACGCACGCCCGUGCAUAGUACGGCAGCUAGACGCAGUAGUUUGUCCGAGUCGUUGUUUCGACGAGCCAACACCAACGAAAAUAGACGAAGCGUCCGAAAAUACUUAAGUUCGGCCAGAUCAAAGACUGCUGACACGAAUGUCGAGUUACUGAACAGCCCGUCCCAAGUUUUGUCGCCCCUCCAUUUAGAGAGACGAAGCAGCUCUCUUGAUAGGAAAGAAUAUGCUUCUGAUACAACGGAAUCUAAUACGUCCAGAAGAAAUAGCAUGAAGUAUAAGGAAGAAGAUUUGAAGCACACAAAUAGUCCCAUCUUAAGCCGUCUCAGGCCACCCACGCCGAAACUGACUAAUAGUCCUAUUGUGAGUCGUAAGGCCGCAGCAACGAAGGUUCUUGAUUCUCCUAUGUUAGAACGAUCUAAACACAUGACGAAAUCGCCCCAGCAGGCGAAAAAUAUAGGAUAUUUUACAUGCGUGGAGAAUAGUCCGUACAUGUUGAGAAAAUCCAAUAGUACUACAAAUUAUCACGAGGGAUCCAGUUAUUUUGAUAAAGAUGCUUCUAUUAAAGCGCCUAAUGUCUUACGAAACAGUCCAGAAUUUCACCUGCACCUCAAUAUACAAAGAUCGUCGAGUAACGCGAGUAUCAGGAACAUGAAGUCGCAGAAUAUGGUGUCACGUCGCAGCAGCUUCAACAGCAGCGACGUCGACAGGAUAUCAUCGAGAGGGAAAUUCCUCGUAGCCUCCGACAGUAGCAGCGAAGCUGGGGAGCAGCAAAGAAAAUCGCCGUUAACGCCAAUCUCAUCUGGGAUCAAGUUAAACAGAGCCUUCAGUAUAAGAAGGGCAAGAUUGAAUUGCGAAUCCGAUACAACGCCGAACACAACCCCGGAAGAGAGACGCAGACGGGCGCAGUCCGAAGUGAAGACUUCGGCGCCUAUGAACAAGCAACAAAGUUACCACCGUAGCCGUACGAGCAGUGUCGGGGCGCACAGUAAAGAGUUGAAGAAAUCUGAGCCAACGAAAUACAGAACGCCGUCUAUAUCCAGAACCGACACCGGUAGAUUUAGUAUGAGAGCCAGCAAACCCACUCACCAUCCUCCGAGUAGUCAGAAGACGAACCAGAAGCCAAGCAAAGAUCACAAGAAGUCUGGCAGAAGCAAUUCCACCCUCACGUCGAAGGAGGUGGAGUUUCAGAACUGGAAGAGACGGAAAAGCUACGAUCCGAUGAAAGCGGCGGCGGAAGGUAGAAAGAAAUUGAUAGACAGCACGAAGAAGCAUCACAGUACCGAGGACGGUUCGGGAAACCAUGACAAUUCCGUGCUGAGAUCUGCGAGCUUCCAUGGCACAGGGGGUGCUCUCUCACUGGCCAAUGAUUGGUCGGACAACGAGUUCCAUGAUUCUUACCAUAACAACCAAGUACCACCUCCUAGCAGUCCGCAGUUGGAGAGCGACAGCGAUUUGGAAACUUCGUCUUACCUGCAAACCACCCAAAACGUCGUGUCUGCCAUGUCCGCCCGCAUGACGAGUUAUCGGCCUCCUCUCGACUCCGAUAACGAAAGCGACGAAGAUACGAGUCACAGCCUGCAUCAAAAUAUACCAAAGGGGCUGCGCCAUCCGAGCGACACGGAGAGCAGCGACGAACGCCAUCCCAUGGCGCAGUCUCCUAUCUCCAAUACCAAAUACAAUAGAGAACUUAGUUUGCGUAGAGUAAAAUUGGACCCGCAACGAACGAAACCUGUGUCUUCCACCGCAAACAAAGCCAAGAACUUCUUGCACGACGCUCGUGGCAAGCCCGAAUCCAUUUCCGGCAUUGGUAGAACGGACUCGGGACGACCUAGUGCGCGAGUUAGCAGAACUUCGAGCAUGGGGCCUAAGAACAAACCGAAAGAAUCGAAAAAGCCUCCGACGCCGAAUGUACGGGAGGUCGAGAUGCAAAAUUGGAAACGUCGCAAGAGUUACGACCCCAUGAAAGCAGCGAUGGAGGGGAGAAGGAAAGCGGGCCUGGCGAAGAAGAAUAUCAACGAAAAUUUGUCACCAAGCCACGUAGCGAGAUCGCAGAGUUUUCACGGAUCAGUAGGCUUGGUCGUCAGCGAUUGGAGCGACGAGGAACCAGUCAUAUCUGCGGACGAAGCCCCGUUAUAUUAGAAUUCAGUCUCAGAAUUAUCGGUAGCAUAUAGAAAUAAGUGUACGCGUGAAAGUAAAAGAUGAAGCCAAAUUAUUAAGAAAAAUUCUUGUAUAUAAGAGCGCAAAGACGAGCGAAUUUUACAGAAUGCUUUACGAGCACUCCUAUAUGUACCUAAAACGACUCUAAGAGGACAAGUAACUACAUAUGAAACAUUUUUUCUAUAUUAUAAAUUUGUGAUCAUAUAUAUAUAUAUAAAGAUGCGCGUACAGGUACUGCCGACCUGUACAACCGCUAAACCUUGAGUUACAAAAUUGUGCUUCCCAAAAAUGAUACUUAAAAAUAUACAUGCCGAAAGUCGCAGUAUUAACGUCGUAACGGCCAAUUGCUUAUGUUUAAUUUAAUGUAGAAGAAUGUUCUCUUUCUCUCUUUUUCUUUUCGCAAUUUGCUCUACAUUUUCUGUCGUACAUAAUAAAAUACAGAAUAUCGCCUAAACAUAGUUACGUCGGAGGAAUAUCUUGCAUAAACGAUAUUAAUGUAAAGAAAGAGAUUGAUCAUGGAAAAUUGAGAUAUCCUAAUGUCAAGCUGGACUACGAAGCGCGCGAUGUGAGGUGUUUAAUUUAUAAUGUGUACGAGAGGUGCUAUAGGUAUAGAGAAAUAUAUGUGUGUUAUUGGUUUAAUUAUAAUUGGACCAAUCGCGUAGCGUUUAUGUACAAAUGUUUGUAUCUCUAUAGCCGCAUCUUAUCUCUCAUUGAUGCAGCCUAUUCACGCAUGAGACACGCAUGCCCGUCGCUUAAUUAACUUAUGAAAUGUAUUUUUUCAUUGAGAACAAGAGAAAAAGUAGCGGGGAGGCGCGAGAAGGUUUAUUGUAUAGAUUUGUGUAUCUUUCUUUCUCUCGUGUUAUUGUUGUAAUCAGGAUGUGUGUACGUUGCACAUUGUUUGUUCAUAAGAGUUCGAGUAUUUCACAACUAACAUCGGUGCACGCGCGAUUUCUUCCUGUUAGUGUAAUUAUCAAUAUAGAAAAAGUAAACGGUGUGUACUACGCUCUCUUCCAAAGCGCGCAAUGAAUUGUAGCAAAUAUCUUUCCUCUACGAUAAUUUAAUGUGAUCAUGAAAGGCUUUACGAUGAUCUUAAACAUUAAGGUGUAAAUAUUAUUGUCGAUCGAUUUAAUUGUACAUUCUUCUUCGUUUCUGAUUUUACGUGAACACUAAACAGACUUUUCCAUUCUGCUCUAGUAAGCUGAAUUGUCACUAAUACAAUCGGUCGGAUAAGAUUAGACGACACUAAUAUAAUAUACACAAGACAUGUAAGGACGUAUUUUAUAUAUAAGUACUUGUUCAGCAGAUUGUAUCACUUGUUCAUCAUACUGGUUGCUCUAUUGUAAAUUUGAUGAGAAUUUUAUCUGGAUUAUCUUUCCUAGAGUUUUGUAAAAUUUACGCAAGUUCGUUGUGCAUAUCGCGAGCAUUACGAUGAAAAGAUUUAUAUUAAUGCUCCCUUUAUUGCAUAAUCAUUAAACGAUUAUUCUGUUGUCUCGCAACAAUUUUUCGAACAACUCGUGCGUUAUGUUUCUGAUUGAUUAUAUAUUAUUCAUUUCUUUUUAUGUUAUACAGCUAAAAUAAUUUGGUUGAAAGUAUUUAUUUAUAAUUUUUGUUCUCAAUCGUGAAAUUUACAAUUUAUUGAUGCACAACGUAUCUCUUUAUAUUCGGAAUUAUGCAAUAAAGGUUCUAGAAGAAUGUGAUAUUAUGGCAGGAUUAUAGAGAGUUACUGAGUUAAAUGAUAACAAUAACGGUUUGUUCGUUAGAAAUUAGUAAUAAUAAUUGUUUCAAUAAUUGAACGUCGACAUUACAUGGUUUUGUUUUAGAGAAUAAUUUUGUAAUACUACACGUAGAAUUUGACACAAAUAGUAUUGCAAAACUAAUAAAAAAUUUUGAUGCGUUUUUGUUAUUGAAAUUUUGAUUUGUUUUUUUUUUAUGGCAAAAUAAUUAAGUAGAAGUGUUGCAUAUUAACAUUUAAUUGCUCGACAGAAGGAAUUCAUCUGAUUUUUGUGUGAUAAUACUUUGUGUAUUGGAAGUUGGUCAGUUGGCUAAUAGAUUGUGUGUAUAUUUUUGUAUAUUUUUGUGUGUGUAUUUUAAGUAUAUUGCGACAUUAUAUAAACAAUUUUGUCUCAC